Molecule: messenger RNA, 4598 nt
Organism: Amphimedon queenslandica
Lineage: Eukaryota; Metazoa; Porifera; Demospongiae; Haplosclerida; Niphatidae
Product: enhancer of mRNA-decapping protein 4-like
Exons: 20
Coding region: 1040-4387 (1115 amino acids)
Biological process (GO): deadenylation-independent decapping of nuclear-transcribed mRNA
Cellular component (GO): P-body
Molecular function (GO): protein binding
Source: RefSeq, a predicted model, not a curated record
UUGUCUGUACUAUUAUUGAUCCAUGCCCUUUUGGCCUUGUGUCACUUAUCUAAUAGACUAGCCACUGGUAGUUUGGGACCAUUAGAUAAUGGAGAUGACGACGGAUACUGCUAUGAUGAGUCCUGCUCAAGGAGAGAUAGCGUGAAGCAGGAGAAGAGAGAUGUCAAGACUAGAGGGAGGACAGGUUUAUCCGGUAUACUUAGUAACGCUUAUGAUAUCGUUGCAUCAGUCGGUGAAGCAGCAAUAAAUACAGUGCAUAAACUCUCUAGCGAAGUACUGGAAGAUAUUGGUGAUAUUGUAAAGACUGUAAUUAAUGAAGAGGCAUUGAAUGCCAUAAUAAGUGCUGGUAAUGGUGCUCUUAGUCUGAUCUUUGACUCAAAUAAAGCAGUUACUGGAUUUGGUUCAACAGUUCUAUCAGUAUCAAUACUAGUGGGAGUUAUCUUUAUAAAUUAUUUACUGGCAUCUUAUUUUUCAUUGCUCAGUAUAUUAAUAUUAGAUGCUGGUAUAAUACUACUUCAUGGAAUGUUUGGACCACUCCAACUAGCUAAAUGGUUUAUUACUGGCUGCAGUCAUAUAUCCCAAGGACUGAUAUACAUCAUCUAUUAUCCUUACUUUUCAGCUAUAGUGCUCAUGCUUUUGUUUAUAUUCAGUUGCUGUUGUUGGCCGUAUUUGAGACGCCAGUCGAGAUAUCUCAGGAACUCAUCAGACACUGUAUUUGUGAUUGAAGCUCAACUGGAGAGGCUCGAGGCUCAUCUUGCAAGACUAGAGACAGAGAGGAAGGAAAGAGAUAAAGAAAUAAAAGCUCAACUUGAUAGAAUAGAGAGAAUAUUAGAGAAAAAUAAUACUUGCACUGCUACUUUACAUGAGCAAUGAUUUUAUUUUUAUUCUACAUGUACAUUUUAACAUAGAUAUACUACCACGUUGUAUCACGUGGACAACCACUUUACUUUAAACACACCUACCUACUCCACCCACCAAAUUACAUGUGAAUGCCUGUAACGCCAUAUUUCCUUCAGUAAAUCCUUCAUAAAUAUCUAGCAUGAGUUCUAGCACUAGUGAAUACCAUCAGAUUACAGCAUCUUCCCAAAAAGUUAUAUUGAAUGGUAAUGGAGUCCCUCAUACUUUACAUCAGUUAGAAGUAUCAGUUUAUUCAAGUAAUUGUUAUGACACUGACUCUACUGAUGGGAGUGGAAAGGUUCGUGUUAAAACUAUUACUAACCAGAAUUGGGAGCCUAAACGUUUCCGUGGUAACAUUGUCGCUAGCAACAGCCAGUACUUGGCCUAUGUCCUAGCCAGUAGAAGUGGUUAUGUCAUUAGACUCAUUCACCUUCAGACGAAUGACAGAGCAUUGUUGAAGAAGUUCAAUGGAGAGAUAUUGGACAUAUCAUUUGCACAUAAUCAUUCAAAUUUAUUAGGAGUGAUCGAUGAGGCUGGUAAUUUGUACGUGUAUGAUAUUGACAAAACAAAUGGAGAUAUUAAUAAAAUAAAUGAUUGUUUGAAGCUACACAUAUUCAAUGGUGUUAUACCUGAUGGUAAGACUCAUUUGUUGGUGUGGGCCCCGUACAUACAGACACAGCAGGACAGUGGAGAUGAUGAUAAUGUCAUGAUUGCAGUUUCACAUGAUUCCAGAGUUGAAGUGUUUGACCUACCAGAGAUUGCUCAAAGAUAUUCCUCUGGUAUUGCAUUGGAUUUCAAUAAAAUGGAAAGAGGAACAACAUUUAUUAAAUCAGCACAUACUAAGUCAAUCACUGAUAUGUCGUUCUCACCUGAUGGUAAUGUACUAGCUACUUGUAGUGACGAUGGAUAUUUAAAGUUUUGGCAAUUAAAUCAAGAGAACGGUGAAACAGUGACAUGCCUUCAUGAACAUCAACCUGAUGAAGGCGAACCAGUAACUAGACUUAUGUUUAUGGACAAUCUUGUACUACCAGACACUGAUGCCCAGUUUUGGCGGUUCCUUGUGACAGGUUCCCGUAGUAACAGUGUUAUUAAGAUAUGGUGCACUGUCAAUUGGAAGCCAUUGCACACAAUAAGGUUUUAUCCUCCAUUUGGUACUGAUGAGGACAGUCCAAAUAUUUCAAUGAACAUUGACUCCACUGCCUCAUACAUAACAAUGGCUGACUCACUACGUAAUGUGUUAUAUGUGCUACAGUUACAUCAAGAUCCUGUAAAUGGAGUUGCUUCCUUCUCCUCAAUUACUGAAUAUUUAUUAACUCAACCAAUAUUGAGUUUUGUGUUAUCAGGCCACACCCCUUCAACCAGUAUUGAUGAUGCUCUUAGUACCAGUGAUACUGAUGAGUCUGAUGAUCAAGAACACUUCAAUCCGAAGAGGAACUCCGUAACACUUAAACUACACUGCAUUCAAACAAAGUCCAUGCAAGAGUUAUUGGUCUCUUUUGAUCCUCCUGAUGUCACUGGAAUACCACCACAAGACCCCCUACCAACAUUACCGGACUCCCUCACUGCAGCACAGGACCCCUUACCAUCAAUGCCAGACCCUAUUCCUCCACUAGAUACCAUUACUCCAUCAGUUGCUAGUAUAUUACCAUUAACUAUUGAUUCUACUCAAUUUGGUCCUGGUCAGUCAUCACCAGCUGUCAAGUUGUUGUCUCCAGUUUCAUUUUUAUCACUACCUUCGGACUCACGUCAACCUGAUCACGUCUUACGAUCACCGAGUGAUUUUGUUAGUUUCUCUUCUCCAGUAUCUAGUGGGAGUGGUCUGUUAGUGACCCCACCCACAAUAGAUAACGAAUUAAUAGCAAUUAGUUCCAGUGGUGCUAGUAACGAUUCUUUUCCGUCAGCACUGGUAGAGGGUGUGGCUAACGAGGGCGCUCCAUUACUAGAGGAGUCACUAGUUCAUGAAGAGGAAUGGCCAGUGAUAGAACAAGUACAAUCUAGUGAUGACUUAAGGAAACAUGCUUCCAAUAUAGUGUCAAUGGUGAUGGAUACAGCCCUAGCAACUGUUGCUGCUAUGAGAGAGGAGGAGGAAGAGGAAGAGGAGAGUACUGGAGAUGAGACUGAUGAUGAUGAUGAGGGGGAGGAGUCUGUAGGUGGAGCUAAAGAUGAUGAUGAGGUUCUUGUACAGAGUGAUGGAGUAAUGCAUUCAUUAAUCAAUAAAUUGGUAUUGCAACAACAAGAAAUGAAACAAGAAGCUGAUGAGAGAAUGACGCAGAUGAUGCUUGAGUUCAAAAAUGAAAUUGAGACUAUGAACAAAGAAAUGAUGAGUGCAAUGAAAGAACAACUUAAAGAAAAUAAUCAAAAGAUUGAGAAAUUAAUAAAAUCACAUGAAUUGAAGCGAAAUGACAGGAUAUCACAAUCAUUGACUCAAACUGUUCAGACAAGCAUUGCUGGUAGACUGGAAAAAUCUGUUAAGAAUGAAACAAAAAAUACAAUAAUACCAGUGAUACAGAAGUCUUUAUUAACAACACAAGAAGGUAUUAAUAGAUCAGUAAAUGAGCAACUCAUUGCUACCAAUACUGCCAUCAAUACUCACCUACACCAAAUACUACACACUGAGGGUCUUGUUCAAGCUAUUGCCAAUGCUAUUGCUGGAGUUAUGCCUCACAUAUUACCUGUUGUCAUGGAAACACUGUUUAAGAAUACAUUGCUUCCAUCAUUUGAGCGUUCCUGUCAAGCAAUGUUUAGACAGUUAGAUGAAGCUUUUCGGCAGGGCACUACUGAAUAUAUAUCCCAGCUUCAUGAUGUAACUGAUAGAUCUGAGGAUACAGCUGCUAUCAAUCAAAUGUCAACUUCUCUUCAAUCACUCAUUUCAUCAUUUAAUACAACCUCUUCUCCAAUCCUUCCUUUGAUUCAAGCAUCAUUACACACUGAACUCUCUCUUUUAUUGCCAAGGUUACAGGAUUCAGUUAAAGAAUCAGUUGCUAUAGUGAUUAAAGAUGAGUUGAUAAAUUUACUUGAAGAAAAAUCAGCUACCAACAAUCAACAGCACCAGGAUAAAUUAAUGCAGCUAAUAGAGUCUAAGGAAUAUGAUACUGCAUUUAACCUGGCACUCUCUACAUCAAAUCUCAGUUUAGUAAUGUUCCUCUGCCAUCAUGUUAGUCCAGAAGAAGUCUUUGAUAGCAAUAGCCAGUGUCCAUUGUCUCAACCAGUCCUGUUAUCAUUAAUACAGCAGAUAACUGUGGAUAUCAGUGAUGAUGUUGAACUAAAAAUAAAGUAUCUUGAACAAUCAGUACUAUCAUUGGAUCCACGUGAUGCAGUAACUAGUGCUCAUCUACCUACUGUAAUGAAAUUAUUAGCUGAACAAUUAAUUAAAACUGAAGAGAAGAUGAGGUCAGAAGGAUUAGGCUCAGCUAGUUUAUUUCGUACAAUGAAAACUGUUCGAAUGUUAUCAGAACAUGUAAGCAGUUCUUCAUCUGCUGGUAAACACUAGUAAUAUAAUACGUUAACUGACAUCAUUUUAAAUGUUUUGAUUAAUUAUUAGGCAGUAACUAUUUUUGACUUUUAAUGUUGAUUUAACAUUAUUAUUAUUAUUGUAUCAUGACAUUUAAACUUUCAAAAUGAUUUUCUUUCACUGAACCAUUUUACUUUUUGUAUUGAGUACUACUGACAUGUUGAUUAUAGCUUUUAAUGAUUUUAGUGAA